Molecule: messenger RNA, 1223 nt
Organism: Nicotiana tabacum (common tobacco)
Lineage: Eukaryota; Viridiplantae; Streptophyta; Magnoliopsida; Solanales; Solanaceae
Source: RefSeq, a predicted model, not a curated record
CAAAGAUGGUUUGGGACUUGCUUUCCUGCAUUUUUGGUCUACAUUGGCUGUUACCAGGAGAGGGAUCAAAGGUGCUUUGAUGGAGUGUCAACCCCAAUUCAUGUACAGCAGUGAGCAGACUAGAUGCUUGCUGAACGUUUUUGCUUGGUCUAACGUUUUUGCUUGUGAUGUAAAUAAUGCUGUUAUAUUUCUGGAUUUUCGCGUGAAUUCACAGGUACAAGAACAUAAUCAUCCUCAUAUUCUUCUCCUGCAAAUCGGGAACACAUUUUGCAAACUUCCAGGUGGACGUCUAAAGCCUGGAGAAAAUGAAAUCGAGGGUUUGAAAAGGAAACUCUCCAGUAAACUCGCAGCUAAUUCUCCUGGCCUUCAGCCAGAUUGGCAGAUAGGUGAGUGUGUGGCCACCUGGUGGAGGCCGAACUUUGAAACCAUAAUGUAUCCGUACUGCCCUCCACACAUAUCAAAACCAAAGGAGUGUAAGAAGCUCUUCAUUGUUCACCUUUCUGAAAGAGAGUACUUUGCGGUCCCCAAAAACCUAAAACUUCUUGCUGUGCCAUUGUUUGAACUUUACGACAAUGUUCAGAGAUAUGGACCCGUGAUAUCCACAAUCCCUCAACAGCUUUCCAGAUUCCAGUUCAACAUGAUCCAGCCAUAGAUUAGUAAAUGGAAAUUCAAGAGCUCCUUCUGGGACAAAAAUAGCAUCAAAUCGGUUGGUUGGUUUCCAAUAUUUUGAGGAUGCAGACUUCAUUACUUAAAUCAAUUUUCUACAGUAGGCAGAUAGAUGACUUGCUUCACUUUUCUACAAUAGGCUGAUAGAUGACUUGCAUCAGAUAUUUUGUGCUAUAUCAGUUUCUUUUUUCGAUGGAUAUGAAGACGAGCACGGUAUGGGAGCCUGUUAACCUCUGCAACAUUGCACUGCAAAAUAUUGGCUUAUUUGUGUGUACUCGAUUGUUGAAUAUUGACUUAGGGCUUCUAGGUUUCUUUCGUUGCGAGAGGCUCUUGGAAGUAGCCAUUAUAAGUGAUCUUUAUUCAGUGAAUGGUUGGUGAAAGUGGUGCUGUUCUCAUGUCUUAUUGUCAUGAUAGGAGCUUGUGCUCUUCAUAUGGGGAAAAACCAAAAAGUGUAGUAUUUCAGUUGCUUCUGGUAUCCUGUAAGAGACAAUUUUGUUGCUAGACUCUGAUUUUCAAAUAUUUUAGCACGUAAUACCUAAAUUUGCAGCUUGUAUCUC